Paramecium octaurelia is the source of this 1519-nucleotide messenger RNA. The record is from the annotation of a GenBank genome assembly. Lineage: Eukaryota; Ciliophora; Oligohymenophorea; Peniculida; Parameciidae.
AUGCUGAACAAGUUUACUCUUUAAUUUAAGGAUUAACUACUUGAAGAAAAAUAUUAGGAUUACUAAUUAAUAUCAAAUCGAUUACCGCUCUUUAAGCAUUUAACUCUCGGUCUUACUUUAGCUGGGAUAGUGCGUUUAUGCUAGAUAUUAAUUUAUGGUGGUUCAGUUAUAUGGUUUAUACCUGUUCUUUUUGUAAUUGGUGUCAUAUCUUUAGGGGCAUUUUUUAUAAUAAAAAAGAAAUAUAUGCGCAUUGCAUUAGUACUCAUUAAUCAUUUGAUUAUAAUAACUUCAUUGGAAGUUGACAACGAAUGUUCCCCACAUUAUUACUAUUUAAGAGGAGCAAGUAUGAUGUGUAUUCAUCUUGUUAUUUUAUUACAAAGUGAAUUCGUAGACGCCUUUUUUUCACUCAUCAUAAUCACUUCAAUUAGAUUGCUUACGAUUUUCCUUUAAGAUUCAAUAUUUCCUUAUCCAUCAAUAAUAGUAGCAAUCCUAUUGAUAUUUUACCUAUUAUAUAUUAUCUACAAAAAUAAUCUUGCUUUUAGAUCACAAUUUCAAUUAUCAUGUUUGGACAAUUAAUGGGAUUAAGUAAUUACAACUCUAAUUGAUGACCCCUAUCUGUUAAUUUGUUUCAACGAAAACAAUUUAAGCUUUAAGUAUAAGAAAUCUAAUAAGUUUUAAUUAAAUUGUCAAAAUGAGCUUGAUUUAAAAAUAUUUUUAAGAAACACUAAAUUAAAUGAGGGGAAAAUUAGUUUAGAAUAAUUCUUGUUUAGGAGUAUUCAUGAUUGUAUAUUUGGAGAUACAAAUCAAUAGCUAAAAAAACAAAUAUAAAUAGUUCAUGAAAAAAAAGAAUUCACUCUUUAAUACUCUAUUUUUCUGGGAUUUUAACCUUUAAUCUUGAUCUAAAUCUUAAAAUUUUCAAAGAUCCAAAUAGCUGAGGAUAAAUAAUUCACAAAAUUAGAAAGUUCUUAUUAGUUCAAAUAUAAAAAAUUAUUAAAUAUUGUUUAUCAAAGACUAAAUAAAAUGAUUAAAAAAAAAUGUUCUUUCGUAAUCAUACAUUCUAUGUAUAAGCAAAUAUUGUAUUUUUAUUUAAAGGAACUAAGUGAAUAAAAUUCUCAGUAAAUUAUUUACACUUUUAAACUUCAAAGCGUAUUAAAGAAAAUCAAGAUGAUUUACAACAAUAGAUCCAUUUAGAUAUAAAAUUCAAUAUCAUCAAGUAUAAUGGGGAAUAAAUCUGUCUUAUGUUUGGUUCUCAUAGAUGUAAUUGAAUAAUUAACUACAAAUUAUAUAAAAAUCACUUGUUCUUAAUUAAAUGAAAAUGAUUACUAAAUAAAAAUAGAAGGUGUAGUAAAUGAGAAAGCUUAGAAUUUCAUAUUCAAAAGACUAAAAAUGUAAGAAUGGUUUUUCAAAAAAUUCACAAUUGAUUAGUCAUGUAAUAUAUAUUUAAUAAAGUUUUUUAGGUAUCAAAUUAAUUUUUUGGAUUGGCCUACCUGACAUUGAAGGUUAAGAAAUAACAAAAUGA